CUCCCACAGAGAAGCACUGCUCUGGAAUCAGUCAGCUGCACAGACCGAAGUCGCACGGCAGAAAGCCUCAGGACUUUAUUUGUGAAACAUUAGUAAACUGUGAGAUCAGAGCUCAUUGAACAUGUCUGCUGUCGACAGGACGGGAGCUCCAGAGCGUCACUGGGAGACCGGACCCUCCAGAAUCCAGGACCUCAAGUCUCCUCGGAGAUUUCAGCCUUGGACCAGGCGUCCCGGCGGCCCGAGCAGCUGGCCGCCCGGCAGCUCCCGCUCUGCCCAGCACGCCGUGCACAGGGAACACGUUUAUGUGUCUUUUGUCAGGAAGUCCAUCCUGUGGGAAAGAGGAAUCUGUCACUACACUGCCUGUGCUCGUCCGAUGUAUCGUCCGUUGCAGUGUCCACGGUUCCUGUCUCACAUGAAAAUUCGUCCUGAAGAUCUCAGACCUGCUGGUUUCCAGAGCUGCAGACCACAGCCUCCAUCUCAGGGGACGAGGCUGCACACACACGUCCUCGCUGCCCCAAACAUCUCACUGCCGGAGGGAUGCCUCCAUUUGAGUCCAGACAGAAGAAGACAUGUUGUGCCGAGCGGAGGCCUGAACGCAGGACGGAGCUCAGCUGCUGUUGUUGUCCCCUGUCCUCCGCCCACUGUCACCCCACCGACAGCCGCCAUUAAUCCAACCCCUCCCCACCAAAACACACUUCACCCUGCGUCUGGAGGCAAAAAGCACAAACCCGACACGGUGCCAGCGUCUCCCCCCCGCUCUCCCCCUGCCCCAGAGGAGGAUGAGGAACCUCAGGAGAGGGAGGAAGCUUCGGCGUUUGUCAGUGAGCCGGACUCCGGGCUGCAGCUCCGGCCUGUUGGGUCCCGGCUCUCACAGGGGUCGCUCUCAGAUUUCAGUCGUCCACCUUCCAGUUCAUUCAGCCGCAGCACGAACCUCACCAGUGGCAGGAGCAGUGUCCUGUCUGCAGCAGUUACCAGGGACUCAGACCCAGAGGACUGUUCCUCUGCUCCUCAGCCUUCACAGGUGACGUCCCCUCUGCCUCCGUCUCUCCCUCCAACAGGAUCCGACCCUCAUCAACCCUCUCCGAACAUCCCUCCACUCCGUGAGCCGCUCUUUGGACAAACCACACCUCUCUCAUCUCGCCCGACUUCACGCCUCCACCUCAACUCAGACAAACCGCUGAGCAGUCGCCAAAGCACCCAAAGUCUCCCCGGGGAAGCUUCCGUAGAUCUUCCCCCGUCCUCGGACUCCGAUCGAGGCCUGGUGACGCCGGCGUUCCCCUCGGCCACCUGGUCUUCCUGCCCAAGUCCACGGACCACCACUCCCCGCUCAGGGUCAGGGGCAGGCCUGAGCCCUUCCCCUCCUCUGAGUCGGCUGGAGUCUCACCGCUGGCCCGUCCUGCCUCCCAUCUCCCCUGUCAGAGGGCGCUGUGGCUCGGCGGCGUCACGCGACUCCGAGCUCAGCUGCAGCCACUCUCACAUGUUCGAUGAACUGGAGGCCAUCGCCCCUUCGUCUGUUUCCUGUCUGUCUCAGGAGCAGGCGUCAGACUCUUCAGGCGGCUCUUCACCUCACAGAGAGCUGUCCCCUGGCCUGGCCGCGCUGACGAUGGGCUGUGACUCUGGGAACCUGGGCCCCCUGUCCCGGGUCCAGCUGCUGCUCCUGGACCGACCAGAGCCCGAGACCUCACCAAGCCCCUGCGGUCUGGAGGACGGGUUCCCACCUCUGGAGGACUGGAUGCAGUACGAUGCAGGACUGACACCAGAAGGUGCUCGGAGGCCCCUCACAGCUGGCAGCAUCUCUGAAAGGUGUGACUCCGCGGGGAGAAGCCAGGAAAACAAAUCGGACCGUUCUGACGAAGGCUCCGGUUCCCCAUCAUCGUGGAUCAUCGACCCGAGUCCGUCGGCCAACAUGUUCCGAUCCUCGUGCUCCCCCUGCCCGUCCGACCACAGUUGCAGCUCUGUUGAAGGAGGCCCAUCCGAGGAGGAGUUGGAUUAUCCAGGACAGAGGGACCGUGUUGGGUCCCCAGCCGAUCGGAGGAGCCAUGAGAGUCUCGAUCACACAACCGCAGAGACGGAGAGAAAGAUGGAGGAGAGGAGAACCAAAGUGCUGUCCAUGCUUUCCAAACUGCAGGAUGCUGCUCCCCGGCAGAGCGGACGCAGCAAAGCUUCCUCCAACUUCGAGGACUUCGACUUCUUGGCAAAGUACUGUAUCUUCAGUCAGGAGAAACUCGAGGACUACAAAAGAGCUUUUGAUGAAGAGGACGGUGACGGUGACGGCUACAUCUCCUCCCUUCAGGCUCUACUUGCUCUCAAACACGUCAUCCCUUCAGAGAUGCUGUCGGAUGAAGAAGAGAUCUACGUCUGCAGGAUCCUGGAGAUGGUGGACUUCAGAAUGGCAGAUGGGCUCGUGGACCUGAGGCUCUUUUCCGUCAUUGCGAGCCUGGCGCAGAAAAUAGCCACCAUGGAUGAGUUCAUGCGCUCGCUCAUCGGCAGUAUGGACUUUCGCUCUCUUGAAGUGAGGCUCUUCAAAGCGAAGCGGCUAUUCCUGUUCCUCCUGGAGGAGCCGCGAGGAGCCGACGGAGCUCAGCAGGGCUUCAUCAGCGCAGAGCAGCUGCUUCUGGAGCUGAAGGCCGGCGGGAUCCAUCUUGAGCAGGAGCCGGCCAUCACGCUGCAGCUGCAACACUUUCCGCCUCUGGACCUGCUGGACUUUCUGGCCUACCUGCCGCUCUUCAUGCUCAUUCACAACUCGGUCAUCUCCAACCCUCUGGACGACUCCAGCCACCUCUGACCCCAGUCCCGGCUCAGGCUGCCCGGCGAGGCUCAGGUAGCAGUACCGCCUCCAUCACACCAGCAUUUACACUGUGUUUACGGAGAACUCACACAUACAGAAGCUCUGAUGGAAACACUGCUCAUUCACUUUGAGAGCCGGAGAAAUGUUGACGUUCCUUUCCCGUUCUUCGCUCGCGUUUGGUGCAGAAGAAGAAAAGAAAAGUUCAACUGUUCAAGCUGCAGUUGCAGGUGUCAGCCAAUCAAAUCAUGUUAAUGUAAAUAGCGGUUCUGCCUGUCACACGUUAGAAUGCGUUUGGAGAGAGGAGGCACAGAGGUGAACCUGGUGUGUGUUCAUUUGUUCUCUGAGCUUAUUUCCUGUGUACUUCCAUGUCCCUUCCAUCGACCAAUCCUGACAGGGAACAGUCACAUAAACAAGAACUCAUUUUACAAUGAUUAACGUGUUUAAAGUUUCAAAUGAUCCAUCUGCCUGUCACACUUUUUUAUUUUUCUUUGCUCUUCAUUAUCGUGCAAAUAUUACAAAGAGGUGUUAAGGUGUUGAUUCAAGUCUCUAAACACAUAAAAACAAGUCAUGUAAUUUACAGCUUCCACAGCUUUUCCACAUUCAGAGUUCGAAGCACUUGGACACACCAAGGUUUGACCAGGACCAGGACGGUAAUGAGAUCUUCUCUGGGACUAUUACACUAGCAGCUCUAUGAGGAAAGGCCAUGUUACCUGGAGAUCUGCUGUACCUUCUGGAGAUGAGGAACAUGUCGUAGAGCUGUGAAGUGCUGCCUAUGGUCCCGAAACGUUCUGCAGCUGUGGAUGUUCCUCCACUGCCACAACUAUUCACCGAGCAGAGACUUUACUGAAGAUCCAUUAUUAUGAAUGAGAAAGCUGCUGCUGCUCUACAUCGGGGGUGUGGAGCAGUAAAUAUGCUGCUGCAACAACAGCUUAUUGUUCUGGGGUUUAAAAAAAAGAAAUAAUCGAUAUAGCGACAUUUGUGUCCUCCUCCUUCCAGGCUAAUCACCGCUGAUGAAUGAGAUUCAAUAAGAUAUUCCACUGUUAAAGUUUGUGCCAUUGUUUUGCCUCAGCUUCGCCAAUUAGACUUGGCCCUGCUCUCCUGUGGUUCAUACACAGCGAACCAGGACUGGACAGGGACGUCCUCUGAGCAGCACAUGUCUUCAUGUAGAAUCCAAAUGUACGAGAGGAAACUGUGAUUCUAGAGGCUGAUGUUAAACCUGCAGUGUUCAUCUUCCCUAGUUUUAGUUUUAUUCCUCUGAGCUGUCACGUCUUCCUUAUCUAACGGUGACCUUUACAAAUGUCAGAGCCGUCUAAUUGAAAGGAGAACCUGACGAGGCCGUUCAUUUGUAGAAAGCUUGUUCCUGUAAUUCCUUGAUCGAUUUUCAGAGACUGAAUCAACCGUGACAGGAUCAAAGUCUCAAAGGUCUCGGUUGUGACGUUUGCAAAAGGUGGAAAUAAACAGACAAUGAGUCGAUUCUGUCUCUCUGCUGGAAACAUGGACCUAGUUUGUGUUUAACUGUAUUGUUUGUGGGUGUGUACCUGGAUGUUUUCUUUAUUUUCUACUUGUAUUUUUAGCUUUCCCCUCUAUUAUUGACUUUAAUGUGAAAACAGUUGUUAAGUUUGGAACCUCACAUCAUCUCAGAUUAUUUACGUUACUGAUGACACGUGUUGUUCCGGUCGCAAAUAACUGGAUAAAUAAAAUAUGCUGAUUUGAAUCUCA
Platichthys flesus (European flounder) is the source of this 4507-nucleotide messenger RNA. Its product is annotated as phosphatase and actin regulator 4-A. The record is from RefSeq and is a predicted model, not a curated record. Gene Ontology annotation, molecular function: calcium ion binding. Bases 122 to 2785 code for a protein of 887 amino acids. NCBI's taxonomy places the organism in Eukaryota, Metazoa, Chordata, Actinopteri, Pleuronectiformes, Pleuronectidae. The transcript has 15 exons.